CGCCGGCCCGUCACCGGCCCGCCGGGUUCCGCCUGGCGCCCGCCCCGCCACCCUGGGCAGGAGCCUGCCGCCGCCGCGCCCCUCUGCUCUGCAGCCGCAUCACCGGUCGCGGGAGGACCUGCCGGCCCUCGGCCCCGCCACCCCGCCGCGCCAUGAGCGCGCGCCUGCCGCUCUUCCUGCGCCAGCUCCGCCGCCCGCUGCGGCCCCCGGGCCCGCCGCGCAGCCCCCGAGCGCCCUGUCGCGCCAGCAGCGGCGGCGGCGGCUGUGGCGGCGGGAAAGGCCCGCUCGGGCCGCGGCGGCUGCAAGACUCCCAGGCCGGGAGCAACCGCGGCCCGGGCAGCCGGGAGACCCCGGCACGGGGCUCCAUCGUCAGGCAGGUGGUGAUAACUUAAUGCAGGAAAUCAACCAGAAUUUGGCAGAGGAGGCCGGCCUGAACAUCACUCACAUUUGCCUUCCUCCAGGCAGCGGCGAGGAUGAGAUUAUAGAUGAAAUUUUGAAGAUUAAUGAAGACUCCAGAGUACACGGCCUUGCCCUUCAGAUCUCUGAGAGCUCAUUUAGCAACAAAGUCCUCAAUGCCUUGAAACCAGAAAAAGAUGUGGAUGGGGUGACAGAUAUAAACCUGGGAAAGUUGGUCCGUGGGGAUGCUCAUGAGUGCUUCAUUUCACCUGUGGCCAGAGCUGUAACUGAACUUCUUGAAAAGUCAGGUGUCAACUUAGAUGGAAAGAAGAUCUUGGUAAUAGGAGCUCAUGGGUCUUUCGAAGCUGCCAUACAAUGCCUGUUCCAGAGAAAAGGGUCCAUGACAAUGAACUCCCAGUGGAAAGCACCUCAGCUUCAGAGCAAGCUUCAAGAGGCGGAUAUUGUGGUCAUAGGCUCGCCCAAGCCAGAAGAGAUUCCCCUUUCUUGGAUACAACCAGGAACUACUGUUCUCAACUGUUCCCAUGACUUCCUAUCAGGGAAGCAUGGAUGUGGUUCUCCUGAGACACAGUUUAGUGGUCUCAUUGCAGAGGAGGAUGUGAGUCUCCUUGCUGCAGCUCUGCGGAUUCAGAACAUGGUCAGCAGUGGGAAGAGGUGGCUUCGGGAACAGCAGUACUCGAGGUGGAGACUUCACUGCUUGAAACUUCAGCCUCUCUCCCCUGUACCAAGUGAUAUUGAGAUUUCAAGAUCACAGACUCCAAAAGCUGUGGAUGUUCUUGCCAAGGAGAUAGGAUUGCUUGCAGACGAAAUCGAGAUCUAUGGCAGAAGCAAAGCCAAAGUGCGUUUGUCCCUGCUGGAAAGGUUAAAGGACCAAGCAGAUGGAAAAUACGUCUUAGUUGCUGGGAUCACCCCUACCCCCCUUGGAGAAGGGAAAAGUACAGUUACAAUUGGGCUUGUACAGGCGCUGACCGCUCACCUGAAUAUCAACUCCUUCGCCUGUCUCAGGCAGCCUUCUCAAGGACCAACUUUUGGAGUUAAAGGAGGGGCCGCUGGUGGUGGCUAUGCCCAGGUCAUCCCCAUGGAGGAGUUCAACCUUCACCUGACUGGGGACAUUCACGCCAUCACUGCUGCCAAUAACUUGCUAGCUGCUGCAAUCGACACAAGGAUUUUGCAUGAAAACACUCAAACGGACAAGGCUCUGUAUAAUCGACUGGUUCCUUUAGUGAAUGGCGCUCGAGAGUUUUCAAAAAUUCAACUUGCUCGGCUGAAAAAACUAGGAAUAAAUAAGACAGACCCAAACUCACUGACGGAAGAAGAAAUAAAUAAAUUCGCCCGCCUCUGCAUCGACCCCUCCACCAUCACAUGGCAGCGAGUAUUGGAUACAAAUGACCGAUUUCUGCGAAAAAUAACGAUUGGGCAGGCAAACACAGAGAAGGGAUGUUCCCGGCAGGCACAGUUUGACAUCGCGGUGGCCAGCGAGAUCAUGGCAGUGCUGGCGCUGACUGACAGCCUUGCGGACAUGAAGGAGCGGCUGGGAAGAAUGGUGGUGGCCAGUGACAAAAAUGGGCAGCCCGUGACAGCAGAGGAUUUGGGGGUGACAGGUGCUCUGACAGUUUUGAUGAAAGAUGCAAUAAAACCAAAUCUGAUGCAGACCCUAGAGGGGACCCCUGUAUUUGUGCAUGCUGGCCCCUUUGCUAACAUCGCCCACGGCAACUCCUCAGUGCUGGCUGACAAAAUUGCCCUGAAACUGGUUGGUGAAGAAGGAUUUGUAGUAACUGAAGCUGGCUUUGGUGCUGAUAUUGGAAUGGAGAAAUUCUUCAACAUCAAGUGUCGCGCUUCUGGCUUGGUGCCCGACGUUGUUGUUCUGGUGGCGACAGUACGAGCCCUGAAGAUGCACGGAGGAGGGCCGAGUGUAGCUGCUGGUGUCCCUCUCAAAAAAGAAUAUACAGAGGAGAACAUCCAGCUGGUGGCAGACGGCUGCUGUAACCUUCAAAAGCAAAUUCAGAUCGCUCAGCUCUUUGGGGUUCCCGUGGUUGUGGCUCUGAAUGUCUUCAAGACUGACACCCGUGCUGAGAUUGACUUAGUGUGUGAGCUGGCAAAGCGGGCUGGCGCCUUUGAUGCGGUCCCCUGCUAUCACUGGUCGAUUGGUGGGAAAGGGUCGGUGGACCUGGCUUGGGCUGUGAGAGAAGCUGCAAGUCAAAGAAGCCGUUUCCAGUUCCUGUACAAUGUUCAGCUUCCAAUCAUAGAAAAGAUAAGAACCAUUGCCCAGGCUGUGUAUGGAGCCAAAGAUAUCGAACUCUCUCCAGAGGCACAAUCCAAAAUAGAUCGUUACACGCAACAGGGUUUUGGAAAUUUGCCCAUCUGUAUGGCAAAGACCCACCUUUCCCUGUCUCACCAGCCUGACAAGAAAGGUGUACCCAGGGAUUUCAUUUUACCCAUUAGUGAUGUCCGGGCCAGCAUAGGCGCUGGCUUCAUUUACCCCUUGGUGGGAACGGUAAGUAACAUUCCCCAGAAACCUUCCCCAGUCUCUGUUGUCAUGAUGUGUUAA
Molecule: messenger RNA, 2962 nt
Organism: Manis javanica (Malayan pangolin)
Lineage: Eukaryota; Metazoa; Chordata; Mammalia; Pholidota; Manidae
Source: RefSeq, a predicted model, not a curated record